Molecule: messenger RNA, 2237 nt
Organism: Drosophila eugracilis
Lineage: Eukaryota; Metazoa; Arthropoda; Insecta; Diptera; Drosophilidae
Gene: net
Exons: 2
Coding region: 291-1364 (357 amino acids)
Molecular function (GO): protein dimerization activity; DNA-binding transcription factor activity
Source: RefSeq, a predicted model, not a curated record
UGUGAACGGUCGUGCUACGGUUAGAUAAGUUAACAAAAAUUCGAAAAAUUUAAAAAUCGAAUAGAGUUUUGAGAAGAUAAAUAUUGUGCCUCAAAUACGUGUUAACCGUAUUUCAAACUAAAAGAAAGUGUAUGUAACCCACCGGGUUAAAAAGUGAGAUUAAUUAGUUACUGUUGAUAUCAAAUCAGUCUUUGCCAAUAAAAUCAAUAAAACUGACUGCAAAGCAUUGUUAAAAACCAGUUUUGGAAUACGGGAUCCCUUCUAAAGGUUGGAUUUUCGGCACUUCGACUAUGGCAAAUACCCACUCAGAAAAACUUUAUAUGCAACUAAGUGCAUCGGAAUUAGCGGCAAUUAUUAUGAAAGAUUCACCCAAUUCCAACGACCGUGAUGCUGGUUUUUGUUCCGCAAGUUCAGAAAGCGAAGGCGGAGACGACCUGGUCGUCGAGCACGCACGCAGUGGCACUCCCGACAUCGGACCAAAAGGAACAGACGACUCGUUGGACUCCAAACCAAUAGCCCUGAUCCGAAACAAACGCAAAAGUACGGAACCAUCAAAGGUCGUUGGGUUAACGACUCCCACAUCUAGCUUCAUGUCCGGUCCUUCCGCCAAUGCAUGCAUGAACGCGACAGGUCCGCUUAAAAAACGCAUACGAUACACCUCUUCAGCCGAUUCAGCGGUAGUUCUUACACCUCCGGCCAUAGACUCUCCACCGCCUAAUAAUUGUUUGCCUUCUACGUUGACCUUGGAACAGGAAAUAAUGCCGAACCCUGCUCACGUAUUUAUUCGCCAUCCAGGAGUUACUACUCUUCACCGACCCUUUCCUGCCCAUCCUGAACAGCUAGAGCCACUCGAAUUAGUGACCAAGAAGAAGAAGUGCGUUGAAAACGCAGUGCCAAAAACGGAGGAUUAUUCAACCAUGCUGAAUAGAAAAAACCAAGCUCAUAAAAAGGUGUUGCAGAAAAAGACGCCAAAAGUGUCGAAUUCACCUAUAUUGCUGGACACCAGCCUCAGUGAUGAGGACCUAUCCAAGGAUAUGUCGAGACCUCACCAGCAUCAACGCAAUUACAAAAAUAUGACAAGGGAGCGCCGCAUCGAGGCAAAUGCACGUGAGCGGACUCGUGUUCACACCAUAUCCGCCGCCUACGAAACGCUACGCCAAUCCGUUCCAGCUUAUGCGAGCAACCAAAAGCUCUCCAAACUCUCAGUGCUGCGGGUGGCCUGUUCCUAUAUACUGACGUUGAGCAGGAUGGCUGGAGAGGACUACAGCGCUGAUCAAUCGAAGCCGUCCAUUGGCGAGUGCUUGGAAGCCGUAACACAAACGAUUCAAACUGAAGGAAAGGUGAAGCGGAAGAAAGACGAGUGAUCUAGCCUGAUAAGCUCGAUAAUGGCACGUUUAAGACUUAAUGCGACUGAUUACUGCUACUGCUAUAAUACUCAAGUAUGCUUGAGCUUAGACUUAUCCUGCAUUCAGCAUUCCUACCCAAACACACUGAGCCUUAAGCAUAGUUGAGAUCACAAGUGGUCAAAUAGCUUUAAAAGUUUUCAAGGCUUUGUUUAGUUAUACAAAUACAGUUAAGUCUUCAUAAGUGGGGAAGUCAAUAAGGCAUGAAACAAACUAUAUAAUAUUUUUACAAUCAAACACCAGCGAUGUGAUCCUAUUUUAAAAUCGCUUUUUACUGAAACGUGUUAAGAAGUACAAAGAGUUAACACUAACAAAUUAAAAAAGACAAUAUUGUUAUCUUAAACCUUAAAUGGCAAUAAUAUAACAUUUUUAUAUAUACCAAAAAACGUUUUUUAAAGAUUUUUGUUUUAAACAAGAUUCUUUUUUCAUUAAUCAUACACCUAUGUAAGCAAACUUUGCCAAAAUGAUUUAGUUUUUGUAAACUGGUUUGAUAAUUGAGGAUUGACAAAUAACACAUUUAUAUUUUUAGGUAUAACUUUAAAUUAAGAACCCUCUGAAAUAAAAUACUUAUUUUCUCAGUUUAUGAUAAUUUAAUGUUGUUAACAGAUUAUGUAUUUUAUACAAAGGCUAGUUGUAACCAAAUCAAAUUAUCUUAUUAUCUGCAUGCUAUGGUUAAGAGGGUUCAGUCUACUUAAAAAACUAAAUUAAAAGCCUUAAAUAUUUCUGCUUGUGUCAAUGACUAAGUCUUUUAUUCUCAAAUUGUAAUCUCAUUGUUUUAUAUAAAUGGAUAUAUGUUUAAGCAUACGCGUAAGUGCCAUAGAAAAAGAAUAUAUA